Molecule: messenger RNA, 1937 nt
Organism: Tilletiopsis washingtonensis
Lineage: Eukaryota; Fungi; Basidiomycota; Exobasidiomycetes; Entylomatales
Product: FAD/NAD(P)-binding domain-containing protein
Exons: 6
Coding region: 224-1729 (501 amino acids)
Molecular function (GO): oxidoreductase activity
Source: RefSeq, a predicted model, not a curated record
GGAGCUGCUCCGCCAGCCAGCUCGCGCUUGCGGUGCGGCCGGCGCGCCGGCGUGCCAGGGCGAGAUGCACACCGCCGAGCUGGAGCGAGCGAACCCCUGCCCCCCUGCAGCUGCUCUGCGCUGCGUCCAGCACGCAGGCCUCAUAUAGACACCGCGCCGCACCGCCGUGCCGUUUUCCCGCCCACCACACUCCAACCCGUGCUCCCCCUCCUUCCCGCACAGCAUGUCCGUCCAGUCCGUCGACACGCUCGUCAUUGGCGCCGGCCCCACCGGUCUCGGUGCCGCCAAGCGUCUGCACCAGCUCAACCAGGGCACGUGGGCGCUCAUCGACUCGGCGCCCGAGGCCGGCGGUCUUGCCUCGACCGACAUCACCGACGAGGGCUUCCUCUUCGACGUCGGCGGCCACGUCAUCUUCUCACACUACGCCUACUUCGACGAUGUCAUCCAUGAGGCACUCCCCAAGGACGGCGACUGGUACGAGCACCAGCGCGUGUCCUACGUGCGCAGCAAGAACGUCUGGGUGCCGUACCCCUACCAGAACAACAUCAGCGUGCUGCCCGUCGACGACCAGGUCAAGGCCAUUGAGGGCAUGAUCGACGCUGCCGAGGUGCGCGUGCGCGCCAAGGAUGCGCCGCAGAACUUCGACGAGUGGAUCAUGCGCAUGAUGGGCCAGGGCAUUGCCGACCUCUUCAUGCGCCCCUACAACUUCAAGGUCUGGGCUGUCCCGACGACGGACAUGCAAUGCAAGUGGCUCGGCGAGCGCGUCGCGGCGCCGUCGCUCAAGCUUGUCGUGUCCAACACGCUCAACAAGAAGGUGGCGGGCAACUGGGGCCCCAACGCCACGUUCAAGUUCCCCGCCGAGGGCGGCACUGGCGGCAUCUGGAAGGCCGUCGCCAAGACGCUGCCGGCCGAGAAGCUGCUCUUCAAGAAGACGGUGUCCAAGGUCGACGCCGCCGCGCACACGGUGCACCUCUCCGACGGCGGCUCGAUCAAGUACAAGCACCUCAUCACGACGAUGGGCCUCGACUACCUGAUCGACAACCUCGACGGCGCGCAGGAGGACAUCAAGACGCUGCAGACGGCCAAGCCGGACCUCAUCUACUCGAGCACGCACGUCAUUGGCAUUGGCAUCCGCGGCGUGCUGCCGCCGCGCAUCGGCGACAAGUGCUGGCUGUACUUCCCCGAGGACGACUGCCCUUUCUACCGCGCCACGAUCUUCAGCAACUACUCGCCCAACAACUGCCCGCAGGAGGGCGUCAAGCUGCCGGGCCUGCAGUACGCCGACCCGAGCAAGGGCAAGCCGGACAGCGAGCCGCAGGCCGGCCCGUACUGGUCGCUGAUGAUGGAGGUGUCCGAGUCGCACCUCAAGCCCGUCGACAUGCAGACGAUCCUCGAGGAGACGAUCCGCGGCUGCGUCGCGACCGAGCUGAUGAAGCCCGACGACGUCAUUGUCUCGACGUACCACCGCAAGUUCACGCCCGGCUACCCGACGCCGAGCCUGAAGCGCGACGAGGCGCUGGCCAAGAUCCUGCCCGUGCUCGCCGACAAGUACGACAUCUACUCGCGCGGCCGCUUCGGCAGCUGGAAGUACGAGGUGGGCAACCAGGACCACUCGUUCAUGCUCGGCGUCGAGGCCGUCGACCGUGCGCUCUACGGCUCGCCCGAGAUGACGCUCACGAGCCCCGACUUUGUCAACGGCCGGCGGAACACGGAGCGUCGCCUGCAGUAGGCGCGACGCUCGCUGCAUGUUCUUCGCUUCUCGCCCGUUCCCCAGUCCCCUCAGCGUCACGUCCAUCACCUCACCGUCACUCCUCUUCCACCUUCUCGCACCCACUAGAAGUUCGCCCCCCUGCGCGCUGCACUGGCAUGCGCACGCGCCCCGCCGUCCUCGCCGCUCUCCUGCUGUAUUCCCGAUCUCCCCCCGCUUCUUGAUAUAC